AUGGCUGAUCUCGAACAACCAGAGGCCCCUCAGCCCGAGGACGCCCAAAGCUGGCAGGGAGACUUUGACCCAUUCGCGGACGAGGAAGAGAGACGGGUUCUCUUCGCUGCUUUUGAUUCUUUCAGACUCUACCGACGAACAGCCCAUCUCAACACAACCCACCACAGACGCCAAUCAUUCUACGCCCUCCCCUCAGCACACUGGCAACUGCUCUCGGAGCCCCCCUUUUCUCUCCUCGACACAUUCAACCAGGUCGACGACGCCAUCGACGCCAAUGCCGACAUAGCAGAUGAAAUCCUCGCCACAGGUCUGCAAUCAUUCGGUCUAUCGCCAGACCCAGACCUAGACCCAAAUCAUGACUCUCAGCAAAGUAGUUGGCAUGGCACAGCUAACAGCACAGAUGUCGGAAAAGCGCAUUCGACUAUUCGUCAGUUUUAUCGCGACUGGAGUGAAGAAGGUAGACGCGAGAGGGAGGUUUGUUAUGACCCCGUUCUUGCUGUGUUGAAUCAGUCAUUUGGUGGAGACUCUUCUUCACGGCCUCGAUCUGAUUAUCGCGUGCUUGUCCCAGGUGCUGGCCUUGGACGGCUGGUGUUUGAUAUCUGUGCUGCUGGGUAUGCGGCUGAGGGUAAUGAGAUUUCAUAUCAUCAAUUACUGGCUAGUAGUUGGGUCCUCAAUCACAGCCGCGGUGCGAAACAGCAUGCUCUCUACCCAUUUGCGCUGCAUUUCUCGAACAUCAUAUCGCGAAAACAGCAGCUACAGAAAAUCAUGAUUCCGGAUGUCCAUCCUGCCUCGUCGAUGGCUCAAGCCCAGAAUGAGGAUGGCUCUACCUCGUUUGGGAGUAUGAGCAUGUCGGCCGCGGACUUCAUUCCACUUUAUAGCGGGGAAUCGCAACGACAUGCAUUCGAUGCUGUUGCAACGGUGUUCUUUAUCGACACAAGUCCGAACUUGAUUCGAUACAUUGAGACAAUCAAGAACUGCCUCAAGCCUGGCGGAUUAUGGAUUAAUGUUGGACCUUUGCUCUGGCAUUUUGAGAAUGAAAAACGACGGACUACGGCUGCCGAUCAGAAUGGGACUGAAGAUGCAAUGAACGAAGAGAACGCAUUGACUCUUUCAGGCCAUCAUGAUGGAAUUGGAGAACCGGGAAAUGUGGAACUAUCAGAGGAAGAAGUUUUUCAUCUCGUUCGACGUAUGGGAUUCACGAUUGAGGCACAACAGCACCCCGAAGAAAGGCCAUAUUGCGGGUAUAUCCAGGAUCCGGAGAGCAUGUUGCAGAAUCUGUAUCGGCCUUCGUUUUGGGUUGCUAGGAAGAAUAACACUGAGUGA
Messenger RNA from Talaromyces amestolkiae, 1323 nucleotides. RefSeq lists its product as uncharacterized. Lineage: Eukaryota; Fungi; Ascomycota; Eurotiomycetes; Eurotiales; Trichocomaceae. Bases 1 to 1323 code for a protein of 440 amino acids. Gene Ontology annotation, molecular function: S-adenosylmethionine-dependent methyltransferase activity. The transcript is spliced from 2 exons. The record is from RefSeq and is a predicted model, not a curated record.